ACCCGGCGGAGGCCACGUGACUCGCCAAAGAUGGCGGCGCCCAGUGAGGUGGCGUGAAAGUUGUGGCAAGUCGGCGUCGCGGGGUUCGGGGAUCAGAACCGAGGGGGGCCCGGGAGCCAUGUCGCGACUGAUCGUGAAGAACCUCCCUAAUGGGAUGAAGGAGGAGCGAUUCCGGCAGCUAUUUGCCGCCUUCGGCACGCUGACCGACUGCAGCCUCAAGUUCACCAAAGAUGGCAAGUUCCGCAAGUUCGGCUUUAUAGGCUUCAAGUUGGAGGAGGAGGCCCAGGCGGCCCUGAGCCAUUUCAACCGGAGUUUUAUUGACACGUCCCGGAUCACAGUGGAAUUCUGCAAGUCCUUUGGAGACCCAACAAAACCCCGAGCCUGGAGCAAACAUGCCCAGAAGCCAGGGCAGCCCAAGCAGCCGUCUCAAGGCUCCGUACCCUCAGACACUAAAAAAGACGACAAGAAGAAAAAGGUGCCCAGUGACCUGGCGAAGCUGAAGGAAGAUGCCGAGUUCCAGGAGUUCCUGUCGAUUCACCAGAAGAGGACCCAGGUGGCCACGUGGGCCAACGACGCUUUGGACACUGAGCUCCCAAGAGCAAAAACCAAGCCAACAAGUGACUAUCUGAACUUUGACUCUGAGUCUGACUCGGGGCAGGAGAGUGAGGAGGAGCCGGCUGGAGAGGAGCCUGAAGAGGAACAAGGCGGCCUGCAGCCAAAGGCGGCCACACAGAAGGAGCUGUCCGACAUGGACUACCUGAAAUCCAAGAUGGUGCGGGCCGAGGAGUCCUCCGAGGACGAGGAUGAAGAGGACAGUGAAGACGAGGCGGUGAACUGCGAAGAAGGCAGUGAGGCUGAGGAAGAAGAGGGCCCUGCCUCCCCAGCCCAGCAGGAGAGUGGGAGCCGGGGAGCCGAGCCUGGGAGCCGGAGACCUCAGGAUGCCGCUGGCAAGGUAGAGAAACCGGCCGGCAAGAAGGAACCCACCACGCCCUACACUGUGAAGCUCCGGGGAGCCCCGUUCAAUGUCACCGAGAAAAACGUCACGGAGUUCCUGGCGCCCCUGAAGCCAGUGGCCAUUCGGAUAGUGAGAAAUGCUCACGGGAACAAAACAGGCUAUGUCUUCGUGGAUCUCAGCAGCGAGGACGACGUGAAGAAAGCUCUGAAGUGCAACCGGGAAUACAUGGGUGGACGUUAUAUCGAGGUCUUCAGGGAGAAGGCCCCCACGGCCCACGGUCCCCCAAAGAGCAGCUCCACACCCUGGCAGGGCCGCACGCUCGGGGAACAUGAGGAGGAGGAGGACCUGGCCGACUCUGGGAGGCUCUUCGUGCGGAACCUGUCGUACACCAGCUCUGAGGAAGACUUGGAGAAGCUCUUCUCUGCCUAUGGUCCUCUGUCAGAACUCCACUAUCCAAUCGACAGCCUGACCAAGAAGCCCAAGGGCUUUGCCUUCGUUACCUUCAUGUUCCCUGAGCACGCAGUGAAGGCCUACGCUGAGGUAGACGGGCAGGUAUUCCAGGGCAGGAUGCUCCAUGUCCUACCUUCCACCAUCAAGAAGGAAGCCAGCCAGGAGGCAGAUGCCCCGGGAUCCUCUUACAAGAAGAAGAAGGAAGCCCUGGACAAAGCCAACAGCUCCAGCUCUCACAACUGGAACACACUGUUCAUGGGACCAAAUGCCGUAGCUGACGCCAUUGCUCAGAAGUACAACGCCACCAAGAGUCAAGUGUUUGACCACGAGACCAAGGGCAGCGUGGCUGUGCGUGUGGCUCUGGGGGAGACCCAGCUGGUCCAGGAGGUCCGCAGCUUCCUUAUCGACAAUGGCGUCAGCCUGGACUCUUUCAGCCAGGCCGCAGCAGAGCGAAGUAAGACUGUGAUCCUGGCUAAGAACCUCCCAGCGGGCACGCUGGCAGCGGAGCUACAGGAGAUCUUUGGCCGCUUUGGCAGCUUGGGCCGCGUGCUGCUGCCUGAAGGUGGCAUCACAGCCAUCGUGGAGUUCCUGGAGCCCCUGGAGGCCCGCAAGGCCUUCAGGCACCUGGCCUAUUCCAAGUUUCAUCAUGUCCCUCUCUACCUGGAAUGGGCUCCAGUUGGUGUCUUUGGCGCAGCCCCCCAGAAGAAAGAUUCCCAACCUGCACAGACUGCAGAGAAAGCUGAGGCAGAGCCAGAGACGGGACUCGACCCAGAAGGUGAAAAGGCCUCAGGGGAAGGAGCAGAGGCCCCCACAGGCAACACGGAAGAGGAGGAGGAAGAGGAAGAUGAGGAGGAGGAGGAAAGUGUCCCAGGAUGCACUUUGUUUAUUAAGAACCUCAACUUCAGCACCACAGAGGAGACACUGAAGGAAGUGUUUUCCAAAGUGGGGGCUGUGAAGAGCUGCACCGUGUCCAAGAAGAAGAAUAAAGCAGGAGUGCUACUUUCGAUGGGGUUUGGGUUUGUGGAAUACAAGAAGCCAGAGCAGGCCCAGAAAGCCCUCAAGCAGCUCCAGGGUCACGUCGUGGACGGCCAUAAACUGGAAGUGCGGAUCUCCGAACGAGCCACUAAGCCGGCCUUGACAUCCACUCGUAAGAAACAGGUCUCCAAGAAGCAGACGACCUCAAAGAUUCUGGUGCGGAAUAUCCCCUUCCAGGCCAACCAGAGGGAGAUCCGGGAGCUUUUCAGCACCUUUGGGGAACUGAAGACCGUGCGCCUGCCGAAGAAGAUGACGGGGACAGGCGCACACAGGGGCUUCGGCUUUGUGGACUUCGUCACCAAGCAGGACGCAAAGAAAGCCUUCAAUGCGCUCUGCCACAGCACCCACUUGUACGGCCGCAGGCUGGUCCUGGAAUGGGCAGACUCGGAGGUGACGGUCCAGGCCCUGCGGAGGAAGACAGCCAGGCACUUCCAAGAGCCCCCGAAGAAAAAGCGGUCUGCGGUGUUGGAUGGGAUCCUGGAGCAGCUGGAAGAUGGGGACGACGAUGGUGACAGUGAGCAAGCUCUCCAGCUGUGAGCUAGCACCGCCAGGGUGUGUGGCUCCGGGGCCCUGGGGCCAGGCAGGGCUCGGCAGGCGGUCUCCCUCGGGUCAGGGUCAAGGGAGACAAAAGCCUGUACCUGGGUGCGAGAACAUCGGCUCUGCAAACUCCUCACCGGUGUCAUGUUCAGCAGCUGCUGCCCGGGCACCUGCACUGGGUAACCCACAUGAGGUGGCUCCUUAUGAGGACACAGACCUGGCGUCCUCCUCUGAGACGGUGCUCUCCCCACACACACCCGGCUCCUUGUCCCCGAGGAGCAGAGGCUCUGGGAUGGAUGACGGUGCACACACAGCCGGCGUAGAGCCCGUGGAAGGAGCAAGCUCCUGUCUGGGAGGGGACUGGCAGCUCAGCCCCGUUCACCGGCCGCCCAGGCCCCAACCAGCCAGGCUCCUGCAGCCGUCUCGCCCUCUGCAGGACUUGCUGGCCGAAGAUGGAGCUAGGGACUCCAGCUCAUCACCCAGGGCCCUUCCCAGACCUCCUGAAGCAUCACAUUCCUAGCCCGGGUGCCAGGUUCGCAGGCUGAACUGUGUGCCGUCACCACAGCAUCUCAAGGCGGAGGCCCUGGGAGCGCUGUCAAGGCCUCACCCCGAGCCAGAGGCAUCGCAAGCUCAUCUUUGGCUGGGUACCCUAUUACAGCCUCUCCAUGAAUGUCGAUGCGCCAGCAGCCAGAGGAGGACAUGGCAUCAAUCGGGGGGCCGGAGCCACGGCCCUUUAACCGCUGUCCAGCCCCAGCACCACCACAUCCGAGCGUGCAGCUGAAGACCCACAUCAUUUUGAGUUCAGUGCAGGUGACUGGCAUGGUGGCCUCGGCCAGCCACACCGUGUUCAGCCAUCCCACCCAGGAAGACCUGAGAAGACUCUCAUCCCACUUCUGAGCUGUCCUCACCACGGGCUGUGGGUGCUGGACUGGACUCUGAGCCAGGGCACCAGGCCUUCCGACUUUUGUGAGAAUCUCGGCCUGUGCGGUUUUGGAGGGAAUGAGGUCCUGCUUUUCAGAGUGGCCUGUACCAAAGCUGGGACCUCACCCUGUGGGUGGGACGGGCACUUUGUUACAGUCCGAGGGCACUGAGAAUUAACAAUAAAAGUCAGAGCCUAGAGUGGCUCGGCUCCCUCUA
Molecule: messenger RNA, 4114 nt
Organism: Peromyscus leucopus (white-footed mouse)
Lineage: Eukaryota; Metazoa; Chordata; Mammalia; Rodentia; Cricetidae
Gene: Rbm19
Product: RNA binding motif protein 19
Exons: 24
Coding region: 119-2977 (952 amino acids)
Molecular function (GO): RNA binding
Source: RefSeq, a predicted model, not a curated record